GUUCUUGUGACUGCAGAGUUACUUACAUACCGUGAGGAGCAGGGCUAUGUGACCUUUGAGGACGUGGCUGUCUACUUCUCCCAGGAGGAAUGGAGAUUGCUUGAUGAGGCUCAGAGGCUCCUCUGCCGCAGUGUGAUGCUGGAGAACUUUUCACUUCUGGCCUCUCUGGGACUUGCAUCUUCCAAGACCCAUGAUAUAACCCAGCUGGAGUCACGGGAGGAGCCCUUCGUGCCUGCCUCGGAAGCUGUGACUUCAGCCACACCGAGAGGUACUUGGUGGGUGGAGCUCAGGGAGGUAUGAACUCGGGGAUGGGUUCAUAUCAUACCAGGAGUCUUUCCAGUGGGCCCAGAUAUUUUGAUACCAAGGCAAGGGGUCGUAGCUGAUUUCUGUCUUUUCUUCCUCAGUCACCCAUUUAUGUCUAUUCUGAUAUUUGACCCGGGGCCAUUCCCACCUCUCUGUCCUCCAUGUUUCACCCAAUCCUCAGCAGCACCUUUCAGCAGUGGCUUUCACUGAAUAUGUGGUGAG
Piliocolobus tephrosceles (Ugandan red Colobus) is the source of this 525-nucleotide messenger RNA. RefSeq names its product zinc finger protein 419-like. Gene Ontology annotation, biological process: regulation of DNA-templated transcription. NCBI's taxonomy places the organism in Eukaryota, Metazoa, Chordata, Mammalia, Primates, Cercopithecidae. The annotation marks the transcript as partial. The record is from RefSeq and is a predicted model, not a curated record. The transcript is spliced from 3 exons.